Messenger RNA from Odobenus rosmarus divergens (Pacific walrus), 693 nucleotides. It is a transcript of the gene KLRK1, whose product is annotated as killer cell lectin-like receptor subfamily K, member 1. Gene Ontology annotation, biological process: positive regulation of natural killer cell mediated cytotoxicity. The record is from RefSeq and is a predicted model, not a curated record. Gene Ontology annotation, cellular component: external side of plasma membrane. Bases 47 to 655 code for a protein of 202 amino acids. The transcript has 7 exons. NCBI's taxonomy places the organism in Eukaryota, Metazoa, Chordata, Mammalia, Carnivora, Odobenidae. Gene Ontology annotation, molecular function: signaling receptor activity.
GAGACUUUUAUCCGCAAAAAUCAAGACCUUCCUUCUUUGAUCAGAGAUGAAUGAAGUCCAUAAUUAUAACUCUGAACUGGUAAAGCAUGGUACUGCUCCACAAUGGCAAAAGAGAAAGUCUACAUUAAUCACAAGGAAACGUGGAGAAAACCCAUCUCCAUUUUUCGUAGCCCGUGCCAUUGCUGUAGCUAUGGGGAUCCAUUUCAUUAUAAUGGUAAUGAUAUGCGGUGCCAUAAUCGUACAUUCAUUAUUCAACCAAGAAGCUCCAAUUUCUUUGCAAGAAUGUUAUUGUGGCCCAUGUCCUAAAAACUGGAUAUGCUAUAGAAAUAACUGCUACCAAUUUUUUAAUGAGAGCAAAAGCUGGUACCAGAGCCAAGCUUCUUGUAUGUCUCAAAAUUCCAGUCUCCUGAAGAUAUACAGCAGAGAGGAUCAGGAUUUCUUUAAAUUGGUGAAGUCAUAUCAUUGGAUGGGACUAAUACAAAUUCCAGCAAAUGGAUCUUGGCAGUGGGAAGAUGGCACCAUUCUCUUGCCCAGCCAAUUAACAAUGGUUGAAAUGGAGAAUGGAACUUGUGCGGUUUAUGGAUCAAGUUUUAAAGGUUACACCGAAAACUGUUUAACUCCAAACACAUACAUCUGCAUGCAGAGGAUUGUGUAAAAGCUUAUGAUUUAUAAAAAUAAAAAGAAUUCAAAAAC